UUUUUAGGGCGGGUUUAGUUUGCGGAUACGGAAGCGGAAGGAGCUAUGUUUUGAAAGCAUUGUCAGAAGUUUAGAAAGUUACGAAAAAGGGACUUGUUGAACUAACUUUACAUGACAUUAUUUACAUAGGGCAGUGAUACUAUUAAAAUACAUCCUAAUUCUAUUUUAACAACGUGCGUGUCACUAAUUGAAGGAAGGCAGUUUGGGAGAGGAAACUAACUUCGCUACGUUGAUAUCUAGCGUGUGUUUUGACAACUAGUUCAACGUUUUUGAGUUGUAAUUACUUGACUUUUACCAAGAUGGACAUACAACACCGGCAGCGUCCGGUCAAACCGGACCAGAGUUUUUGGGACAACCGAAGACUGUGGACCGCAAGGAUUUUCUCCAUGCUCUGCUGUGCAAUGGUGAUGUCGGUCGUUGCAGUAUUCUGCGCCUUUGUUUACCUCAUCUUGAAAGAGAUGCAGAAUGAGAGAGUGAUUGGAGAGGAUGGCUCAGAGGUUAGACUCCUAGGGUUCUGGAGUGUUCUGGUCAUGUCGGUGCUAGCAGGGUUCUGCUGCUGUAGCUUCACAUGGACCAUCACCUACUUUGACUCUUUUGAGCCCAGCACGUUCCUCCCAACGCCCCUGUCCCCUGGCCACCUCAGGCAGGUGACAGGUCACUCCUUCCACAUGAGCUACAGUGUGGCGGUCCUAAAUGGCAUUGUAGCGGCCAUCACCAUCAUCUGGAGCCUUACCUGACCUUACCCACAACCCCCUGUUCUACCUGACCUUACCCACAACCCCCUGUUCUACCUGACCUUACCCACAAACCCCUGUUCUACCUGACCUUACCCACAAACCCCUGUUCUACCUGACCUUACCCACAAACCCCUGUUCUACCUGACCUUACC
Molecule: messenger RNA, 889 nt
Organism: Oncorhynchus tshawytscha (Chinook salmon)
Lineage: Eukaryota; Metazoa; Chordata; Actinopteri; Salmoniformes; Salmonidae
Gene: arl6ip6
Product: ADP-ribosylation factor-like 6 interacting protein 6
Exons: 4
Coding region: 300-737 (145 amino acids)
Source: RefSeq, a predicted model, not a curated record